Molecule: messenger RNA, 738 nt
Organism: Bradysia coprophila
Lineage: Eukaryota; Metazoa; Arthropoda; Insecta; Diptera; Sciaridae
Biological process (GO): regulation of transcription by RNA polymerase II
Cellular component (GO): nucleus; transcription regulator complex
Source: RefSeq, a predicted model, not a curated record
AUGAGUGGUCUGGACUCGAAACUAAUCGAUGAGUUUAAAUUGGUUCCCGCAUUGUACGACAGAACUCAUGCAAAAUUUAAGGACAAAGCAUUCGUUGAAAACGCUUGGAACAACAUAGCCGAACAACUUUGCUAUGACGUGAACAUUCUCAAGGACCGGAUGUAUCAAUUAAGAAAUCGGUACAAUGUGGAAAAACGUAGAUUGCAAUCACUGCGAGAUGACGGUCUACCGAAUCCAAAACCUAUGUGGCCCCUAUACCAUAACCUCAACUUCCUCAGCAGUCACAUAAGACAACGGAAAUCCUAUAAAACGAUGAGAAUGCGAACAGUUACCGUUGAAGCGGGCUUUCGUGGUUUUACCAAAGCGGAAGGAUGUCGUUUCGUUCGUCCAUAUGCGACAGAUCGAACUGUUGAAAUAAAAAAUGAAGUUGGAGAUCAGCUCAAUCUGAAUGGCGAUGCCGAUGAAUCUAUGGAUACCAGCAGAAUAUCGCAAACACUUCGAAACAUUGACAGAUUGAAGCAAUCCCUUCUGGCCGAUAACGAUUUUUCCGGCAUAGUUUCACCAGAAAAAAUUCUAAAAAAUCAUCAUCCAUCACAAAAGUUUGAGGCGUUUGGUUCGUUUGUCAGUGAUUCUUUGCAAGAUUUACCUGAGAACAACGCGCUGGAAAUAAUUGCAAGAUUUACCAGCGAAAUUGUUCAAGCAAUAAUCGAACAUGGACUGGAGUCUUCCAAUUGUUAA